Messenger RNA from Ostreococcus lucimarinus CCE9901, 180 nucleotides. RefSeq lists its product with no specific name. The record is from RefSeq and is a predicted model, not a curated record. The coding region runs from base 1 to 180 and encodes 59 amino acids. Lineage: Eukaryota; Viridiplantae; Chlorophyta; Mamiellophyceae; Mamiellales; Bathycoccaceae. The transcript has a single exon.
AUGAUUUGUCAGCAUCCAUCCCGCGCUACCGUUCACGUUUUCGCCGCUCGCGUCGUCUCCCGCGAGUUCAAGCCACCCAUCGCUCGUGAGCGACACGCCGAGUACGCGCGCGCUCGGCGCCGCGAAGCCCAACACGGCGCUAUCGAUGUGCGGCUGCGCUCGCACGGGUACGGGACGUGA